Ectocarpus siliculosus is the source of this 715-nucleotide messenger RNA. The record is from the annotation of a GenBank genome assembly. Lineage: Eukaryota; Phaeophyceae; Ectocarpales; Ectocarpaceae.
AUGGCGGGCUCAGAUGUUGUAGCGCCAAUCGCUCUCGGGGCUUUUUUUUUGUUGGCCAGUUACCUGAAUCUCAAUGAUCCGGACUGGAUCUUGUGGUCCACGGCCUAUGCUCUCGGCGCGGUGGUUUGCGGCUGGUCCGCGCUGCAGGCGGCCGGGGCGGUUGGGCGGGGAGCACGAGGGACCGCGAAGGACGAUGCUUCGUACUCCCGCAGGAUGACUGCCAUGGCUUACGGGGCGGCGUGCCUGGGACUGGCAGGACACAGCGCUUUCUUGGCACCGCGAGGCGAGCCUCUAGAAACCGGUAACGACGGCAUUGUCUUGACGUUUCUCAGCAGCGAGGUUGCCCGGGAGGCCGGCGGCGCCUUCAUCCUGGCUCAGGCCAUGGCAAUGUGCGCGUUUGUCUGGCGACCGAGGGAUGCAACGGCAACUGGUGCUCCUUCCACGUCCGGAAGGGCCGUGAUUGGGGUCGUGAGCGUCGCGGUAGCGCUUGCCGGAGUUGUUCUUGGCGUGUAUUUGCCGGGGUAUCUUCAGCGCGCGGGAAUCGCAGUACCUGCCCACUGUGGGGGCGCGUAGUUGGAGUGGUUGUUGUUGGAAUUGUUCAAAGGUAUGGGUGAAUAGGCUACAUAUUGACGAAAGCAAGUAGAUUCUUGUGUCGCUGAGCUGGUGUUAGGGGUCGUUUGUCGAGCGACCGGCAUUUCGAAACCACGGCAACCAC